GCACACCAAGGAUUCCAAUGCUCUCCGGUUUACCGCGUUGCUCUUCGUUAAACCUUAAAUAUAAGCUGGUUAAAAAAAUGUGUUGUAACUAUAUGACUAAACAAGUUCUAUGUGCUGGGUUUAGGGUUCGUGGCUGAUUAAUUAGAUUGAAUUUAUUCUCGUUUGUCUGUUAUAGCAAAUUGAAACGAUUAAGCUAAUAUUUAACCAGAACUUUCCGGACAUUAUAAUUUAAAAAAUUCAAUUUCACCAAAUGAUUUAUGUACGUAUUUUUGUUGGGAUCUAUUCUUCAACAGAAGGUUAUGCUUUCUGCUAUCGUGCAUAAAUGGAGUUCGGAUCGACCCAUUCGGAGGUUCGGCUGAAGGUGGCCCAGUGUUUCAGGACGCUUUCCACCUCCACGGAUAAUAAAGAUGUUACUGAAGCGUUGAAAACGCUGAACUCCUUUCUAGAUGAUGGAGCCGAAAGCGGCACCACCUCAGCCGAGCGGGAGGAGUUCCGGAGGGCCCAUUACAGCCGAACCCUCCGGGUUCUGGUGGGCCACCUCCAGGCUGACUGGAUGCACGCUCUCUCCCCCACGCAGCGCUCACAGCUGUGGGACCCUCUGUUCCUUAGAGGCCCCCCAGACCAGACGCUGCUGGUGCUGAUGGAGGCGGUGACUCAGCUCAGCUCCAGUAGCGGUUUGGAGCGCCUCGUCAGCAUCACUGAGCGGUUCCUGCAGAGCGGUCGCCUGGCCGACCUGUUGUGGUCCUUCUGUCUUCAUUCAGCACCCUCAGCCUCACCUCAGCUCAGGGAAACCCUGCUAGCUCGUUUAACGGCGCUGCCAGAUAUCACCGCCAACAAGUUACACCCCAACAACAGACCCAUAUUCGCUCCUCAGCGGUACUACCCGCUCCUGGCCUCAGAGAUGCUCGCUGCUCUGGAGAGAACCUGCCAGGCCCUCAGAGGUGGCACAGACUGCUCUUUAACAUUUGUAGCUCAGACACUUGGGAAAGUUUGUAUCCAAGGGCACAGUGGCCCUGUCCUAGCAGCGAUGUUCCCUCGGCUGGCUCUCUGCACGCGCUCAGACAUGGUGUGGCAGAGGGUGUGCUGGAAGCUGCUGGAGAACGUUCCCGAGCGAUGGAUGGAGAGCGUGCUCACUGGGCUGAUUCAGGCUGCCAAAAGCCCUGAUGCCUUCAGUCGUGUCGUUGGAAAUCUAGUGCUAACAAAUAAAAAGGCUCAUUUUGUGCUGACUCAUAAAGUGCUGUUACUGCAGUAUAAGUAUGAGACUCAGGUCCUGAAAACGGUUCUUGGUUACCUCGCCUCAGACAGGGAGCGACGGCCGCUGCUCAUCCAGGUUUUACAGUCUGUGUCGCAGGCCUGGGCAAACCCCAGUGCAGUAAAACACACACCUCUAGAGCAGCAGCUCUACGUCAGUAAGGCCCUCCUGCUGACCGCGAGUCUGCUGAAGGACUCCGAGCUGCAAGAGCUGCGUUCAGAUUUGCUCCAGUGCAUGCUUGGUGGCAUGCAGAGCCAUUUGGACAGCAGCGUGGUGCGCAUCAGAACCAUGGGCAUGGUGGUGGGGGAGUGCCUGAGCUCUCGGAUGGAUAUCAACGGCACCAAGCUCAAAUUCGAGUAUGAGCAGGAUGAAGAAACCCGUGAGCUGCUGUCUCUCAUGACCCCCAGCAGUGAGCCGGAGUCUGAUCCAGAGCCUGCAGAUGGAGCCCCCCAUGCUGAGGAGAUCAGAGAACCAUCCGAUCCUACUGCGGCGUCAGGAAGCACACCAGCAUCACCGCGAUCAAAGACUGAUCCAGACUCAGAUCUUGAUAGCGAUGAUGACCUGACUCCAUAUGACAUGUCUGGAGACCAGGCGAUGAGUCAGGCGUCUCCACCUCGUUACCUGCGGGACUGUCUGGAAACUCUGAUAUCUUCUGAGGACUCGGAGCGAGUGGAGCUCAGUUUGAGAGCUGCAGCUGGUUUGGUGCGGAGGAACAUCUUUGCAGCGAAGGAGAUCAGCGUCCAGAUGACCAAAGUGCUUUUGCACAUGGAGGAUAAAUACAGCAUUAAUGGCUUCCUGGCUCUACGGCAGGCAGCAAUGGUGGCUCUCACUGUCAUCGACGCCAUUCCUGUGACUCAGUACCUGACUACAGAGUUUUACUCCUUAAACUACAGCCUCCGGCAGCGAAUGGACAUCUUAGAGGUGUUGGCCUUGGCAGCUCAGGAGCUCUCUAAGCCGGUUGCUGAUAAAGUAACCGGUGCUGCUACUACCUCAGAGCUGACAUCGUACCGUUCCAGCGAUCCCGCCGACUGGAGACAGGUGGUGGAAAAGAGGAUCCAAAGCAAGACGAAACGCAUCUCUAAGGGUUCCGCCCAGCCUGUAUCUAAAGCUGCUCCAAACCGUUAUGCUCCUGUUGCUGGAUACUUCUUUUUUCCUCUGCUGAAAAAUUACGACAGGCCGGAGGUGACCUUUGACCUGUUGGGCAGUGACCAGCUGGUUCUUGGCCGCUUGAUUCACACUCUGGGCCUCUUCAUGCACCUGGCUCUCAAUGCACCGAUUGCUGCACAGAUGGGCGCUGCAUUGCUGGACUUUGUGUGGGCAGUUCGGUACCAUGUUGACCAGAUGGUGAGGCGAGGAGUCCUCUUCGCCGUCUGCUCCGUGUUCCUGAGCAUGCCCAGUCAAAGUCUGCUGGUGGACCUCGGCGAACAGCUGUUUGAAACCAGGACUUGGCUGGCAGAUGUGGCGGAAGGAGACCCGGACGCAGACUGCCGCAAUUUAGCCCUGCAGAGCCUGGUUCUGCUUGACAAGAGCCUCAAGAAACAGCUACAGGAUCCAAAGGCCCUGAGCCUAGAAUCCUGAUAUACUAAAUGUGAACAUUUUAAUGUAUAAGGAAAUGAAAUGCGUUCCAGCCAAUUAGAUGUGGCGGAGAUGAUGUUCCCUGGUAUAAAUGAACGGAUCUGUCGGAAAUCAGUCCGGAUCAUUGAAGAAGGAUGUCCUUUGAACUCCAGAUUGACUCACAGGUGCUUUGCUUUUUUUAUUACACAUCCUGCUGCAUACAGGAAAAAGAAGUGAACACUGGUGAACAAUGUUUUGCACAAUUAUGAUGAAAUUGGAGCUUUGCAGAAGGCAUUCCUUGUGUCUGUUCCAAAACAUUGUGUAAGAUUUUCAUAUUUUGCUUUCCGUUUUUUUUAGCUCAAAAUAUCAGCGUUUAACGAGAACUUCCUUUGAUCAUCAUCUUUCCUGUGCAAACAACUAUUUUUUCCCCCUCUUUGUUUCCAAAGGACAUCCUGUGAAUGUUCCAGUGUAUCUAUGCAUUUUGAAAUAACGGAAGCUCAACUGUUACCAGUUCCGGCGGUGACUGGUGCUGACGUUUUCCAAAAAUAAAAUUUUUU
Molecule: messenger RNA, 3363 nt
Organism: Cyprinodon variegatus (sheepshead minnow)
Lineage: Eukaryota; Metazoa; Chordata; Actinopteri; Cyprinodontiformes; Cyprinodontidae
Gene: telo2
Product: telomere maintenance 2
Exons: 20
Coding region: 323-2830 (835 amino acids)
Biological process (GO): protein stabilization; telomere maintenance via telomerase
Cellular component (GO): cytosol
Molecular function (GO): Hsp90 protein binding; telomeric repeat DNA binding
Source: RefSeq, a predicted model, not a curated record